Molecule: messenger RNA, 748 nt
Organism: Numida meleagris (helmeted guineafowl)
Lineage: Eukaryota; Metazoa; Chordata; Aves; Galliformes; Numididae
Product: alpha-1-acid glycoprotein 2-like
Exons: 6
Coding region: 17-628 (203 amino acids)
Biological process (GO): regulation of immune system process
Source: RefSeq, a predicted model, not a curated record
AGCCCCACAGUGAGCAAUGCUGGCCUUCCUCAUCCCCAUCCUCAUCCUCGCCACGGGGCUGGUGCGUGUCCAUGCCACCGAGUCCCCCACCUGCGUCCCGCUCGUCCCCGCCGUCAUGGACAACGCAACGGUGGCCAGGCUGCUGGGGCACUGGGUGUACAUCAUGGGUGCCUCCCAGUACCCCCCGCACAUGGCUGAGAUGAAGGAGCUGAAGUACGCGACCUUCACUCUCUUCCCUGGCAGCCACGAGGAUGUGUUCAAUGUGACGGAAAUCAUGAGGCUGAACGAGACAUGCGUGGUGAGGAACAGCAGCAAGAUCCACGUCUUCCGGCACAACUCCACCCUGGUGCACGAGGAGGGGCAGGAGCUGUCCAUGGCCGAGCUGAUCCAUAGCGACAAGGACCUGUUCAUCCUGAAGCACUUCAAGGAUAACCACGUGGGCCUGAGCCUCUCGGCGCGGACGCCCAACGUGACCAAGGAGCAGCUAGAGGAAUUCGAAGCCCAGCUGCGCUGCCACGGCUUCAAGCUGGAGGAGGCAUUCGUCACCUCCAACAAGGACGCCUGCCCUGCAGCCGGCGAGGAGAGGGGCGAAGGAAGCACAGCCACCGCAGAGCCACGGCUGGGGUGAGCCCACGUCCCCCCCAGAGCUCAGCUCCACGUUGGGACGCCCCGACGAGGAUUUAUGUCUUCCAACGAGGACUUGCACCGUGCCCUUCCCAGAAGGAAUUUGCUGCUUUUCUGUUCUCAC